Messenger RNA from Cannabis sativa, 2567 nucleotides. RefSeq lists its product as uncharacterized. The coding region runs from base 686 to 2206 and encodes 506 amino acids. The transcript is spliced from 7 exons. Gene Ontology annotation, molecular function: zinc ion binding. Gene Ontology annotation, cellular component: nucleus. NCBI's taxonomy places the organism in Eukaryota, Viridiplantae, Streptophyta, Magnoliopsida, Rosales, Cannabaceae. Gene Ontology annotation, biological process: regulation of DNA-templated transcription. The record is from RefSeq and is a predicted model, not a curated record.
GCUACAGUUCUAUCAAUUGCUGUGCUAUGUAGGUGCUAAGGAAAAACUUGAAUAUCAAAUCUUGUGUGGGAACAAAUUACAUGUCUACGCCUGCCCAAUCGAGCUACCUAACAGAAUAUAGACUUUAGCAAGUGAAUUCCACAAACUUUGUAGAAUAAAUAAUAUAAAGUAAAAACUCCACAAACCAAUCUGGGCAUAAGGUUUCUACCCGAAACAGGUAUUUCUCAAUCCGUAAGCUAAAUUAAGCACACUAAUGGGCUGUUUGGUAUACAUGUUUGCUUACUGUAACCUUUAUCUGGUCUCCCAUUACUCUCACAAUUGAACCCUUCAUCUAUGAAAGGACAAGAAGUAUUUGUAUAUAUUGGAUAGCUUUCAUCGAAAACCAAUUUUCCUCUUCUAACAUCACAAUCUCUUGCACUUGAAAUUAAAGCCUUCCUUAAUACAGUUUCUUUACUCUUCUUCUCCUCCACGAUAAUCUCAACUUUUUUGGAUGAAGUUUCUGUAACAUUUUCAUCUCUUGAAACUUCAUUUCGCACUAUUGGCGGUGGUGAGUUUUCAGUUAAGGGCUCCUUAUCUUCGUCUUCUUUUUCUACCACUUUGGAUUCGCUGGAAAACCCAGAAACAUUUAUGGGCUGUUUGGUAUACAUGUUUGCUUACUGAGGAUUGGGAAUUUAAAGCCCAACCCAUGUUUGGAAAGCUCACCCCACAGGAAGAACAACCAAGCCUACCCGCCUCUGCUCUUCGUCUUCUUCCUUCCAUCCACCAAUUCUUGCUAAAUCAGGCUUUUCAUCUUCUUCCUCUUCCUUUGUUUGCUACAGCUCCCAGUUUCCUCUACAUCUUCGUGCUUCCUAUUUUAUCCAUUUCCAUAGAGAGAAAGUGUUUUUCGAUUCGCGGAGAGGAAAACAUGGCCGAAUCGACGGGACAUUGGUUGCAGAAGUCGUUGAUCGAUCUAUGCCAAAAGAUGGAAACGGGUAUGGCUUUGGACUCGGAUAUGAUUUCGGGUCUAGUCUCCUACUGUGAGCUCGCUGAUCCUCAAGACGCCAAAGAAUAUCUCGACAAUAUUAUUGGACAGGUUGCUGGAAAACCUGUAACUGAUGAGUAUUUACAGAGAAGAGGCUACGUAGAUCCCCACAACUCUAACCAAAAUGUUUCAACUUCUCAAUUUCAAGCGUAUGUCAAGCCACCAUCAGAAAAAGUUUCUGGUAGCGGAACUAAAAAACCUUUGAGAACACCAAAAGUUGUUACAGCCCCCAGUAAUCAGACAGAAGCUAAAAAGAAUGCAGCUUCCUCUCAGCAGGGUAAUCGAGUUUCAGCUGAAUCCAGUGACAUGAAAACUAUGCAAAACGGGAACCAAAGUAAUAAUAAUAACAACAAAAAGAAGAAAGCUGGGAAAGUUAUUUCACUUGCAGAGGCUGCAAAAGGAUCCAUUAUAUUCCAACAGGGUAAACCAUGCUCAUGCCAAGCCCGUCAGCACAGACUAAUUAGCAAUUGCUUGUCUUGUGGGAAAAUAGUAUGUGAACAAGAGGGGGAGGGUCCUUGCAGCUUCUGCGGUUCUCUUGUGCUCGGGGAAGGGAGCAAAUACGCUGGUUUGGAUGAAAGUCUGCCUCUCAUAUCAGAUGCUGAAGCUGUAGCUGAAGCUUAUGCUAAAAGACUUGUUGAUUAUGAUCGAAACUCUGCAGCUCGUACAACUGUUAUUGAUGACCAAAGUGAUUACUAUGAGAUGGAGGGUAACAACUGGUUGUCAAUGGAGGAGAAGGAGCUCUUGAGGAAAAAGCGAGAGGAGAUUGAAGAAGAAGAGAAGGCAAAGCGAAACAGAGUGGUUGUGACAUUUGACUUGGUUGGCCGCAAGGUUCUUGUAAAUAAAGAUGAAGAUGAGGAAGUACAAUCAGAUAAGGGAAUACUGAGGCCACCAGAUGAAAGAGACUCUAAUCGUAUUAAACCAAAUCCAACUCUUAAAGUUCAACCAAUAUUCAUGGAUCCUGGCCCCAUUAAGAAACCUGGUAAAAGCAGACAGCCAAAUAAGACCCUUGCCCAUGGAUUGUGCUUAGAGAUAACUGGAAGGGUGCAACAUGAGAGCAAUGAACUUAAGUUUCUUAUGACAAACGACAACCAGUCCGAAGCAGAUUCAAAUGAGAAGUCUUGGCAAGGGCCAUCUUCAAGUAGUACUGCUGUUGCUAACGAUGAAGGAGAGUGCUCUCUAGAUUAGCAGUAAUAAACAACUAUUGAGUUUACUUUGGCUCCAGUGCCUUUUUCAUGAAUCUAAUUACUGGCAAUGGUAGUUUUUGUUGCUUUUGAAGGAGAAAAAACAUGGGAAAAAAAAAAGGAAUUCAAGUGUGUAAGUUAUUUUCCUGUAUUCCCAGCAAAAAUAGAGAAUACUUGCCCAUUUUUUAAAGCAGAAUUAAUGGCUUAUUAUAGAUAAGCUUUUGAUGCAAUCUUUUGUAUGCUAGUACUUGGGUCUAUUGAUGUCACAGUCUAACAUAAACAUACUGUUUAUUCAAUAAUUCUAUGUACCAUAACAUAAUUUAAAACCAGAUAAGAAAGCUACUCAUAUCAGUCAUAAUGUAUAA